CUCAUCCUGUGUAGGUUAUGGGGAACACAGAAGUGAGCAGUUGGUCAGGAUUCAGUUACUUGAUGGUAGAAAGGGGAUGGGAUCCUCUGCAGCUGAAAGUGGCAAAAGCCAAAAGUAUGCAUUUCACUAUGUCCGAAUCCAUUAAGCAUUUUAGGUGCCUGGGUUUUGUGAUCUUGGAGUUGGAAGUGGAGUUUUUUUUUUUUUAUUGAGGGAGUAGAAGGGUUAGUCCGCUGUAUAGGUCUUAAAUGACCUGACCGUAAUGGUCACUUUUGGAUGGCCAUAAUGAUCCAGUUUUGCUUCUAAUUUAACCUCAAAUUUAGAAGUGUAUGGGUUUUGGUUAGGUUUUUUUUUUUCCUCUUUAGUUUUCCUUUUCCCAAAUUUUGGGGAGGGUUCCAUAAGAAAUGCAACACAGGUGGUAUAUUGUUGUGUGUGUGAGUUCAAACCCUUUUCCAAAGUGUUACUAAUGGUAAAGAGAAAUUUUCUAGGCUUCUUUUCUGCCGGUUGAAGACUGCAGAAGGACCCUUGGCACUGAAAGUGGGGCAAAACACCGGAUCCAAAGUUGCAGGUCAGGUCUUACGUCGACGUCAUGAGGGAGCAGAACUUGUCCAAAGAGGAGAGAGAGAUUCGGCUGCAGAUGGUUGAGAAGGCCAAAGCAGGGGAGCUGAAAGCUGUCAACGGGUCUGCUGCCAGCCAAGCCGCUGCAAAACGCAAACGACGCUGGGACCAGACAGCCGACCAAACUCCUUCAAAUGCCACACCUAAAAAAUUGUCCAGCUGGGACCAGGCCGACUCCAAUGCUGAGACUCCAGGUCACACUCCUGCGCACACGCCUUCAAACAGUAGAUGGGAGGAAACCCCUGGCAGACCCAAAGGCAGUGAAACCCCUGGGGCUACGCCUAGCACCAGAAUGUGGGACCCUACUCCCAGCCACACACCAGCUGGUGCUGCCACACCUGGGAGGGACACGCCAGGUCAUGCAACCCCAGGUCAUGGUGGUGCUCCAGGAAGUGUCCGCAAGAACCGUUGGGAUGAGACGCCAAAGACAGAGAGGGAGACACCUGGUCAUGGCAGUGGCUGGGCUGAGACGCCUCGUACUGACAGAGGAGAUGAGUCAGUGGGUGAGACGCCAACCCCAGGAGCCAGUAAAAGAAAGUCUCGAUGGGAUGAGACCCCUGCGAGUCAGAUGGGCUCCUCAACACCGCUACUCACUCCUGGCAAAACUCCCAUCGGAACCCCAGCAAUGAAUCUGUCGACUCCAGCAACUGGUCAUCUGGUCAACAUGACUCCAGAGCAGUUGCAAGCAUGGAGGUGGGAAAGGGAAAUCGAUGAGAGGAAUCGCCCUCUCACAGAUGAGGAGCUGGAUGCCAUGUUUCCAGAAGGAUACAAGGUACUUCCUCCUCCAGCAGGCUACAUGCCAAUUCGCACACCAGCCCGCAAACUGUCAGCAACCCCGACUCCCAUCGGAGGCAUGACAGGUUUCCACAUGCAAGUGGAGGACCGCACCACAAAACAAAUGAAUGACCAGCCUUCAGGAAACCUGCCCUUCUUAAAACCUGAUGACAUCCAGUAUUUUGACAAGCUUCUGGUGGAAGUUGAUGAAUCUACUCUGAGUCCUGAGGAACAGAAGGAGCGAAAGAUCAUGAAGCUGCUCCUCAAAAUUAAAAAUGGAACACCACCCAUGAGGAAGGCUGCUUUGAGACAGAUCACUGAUAAAGCCCGUGAGUUUGGAGCUGGACCCCUCUUCAACCAAAUCUUGCCGCUGCUCAUGUCUCCCACCUUGGAGGACCAAGAGCGCCACUUGCUGGUCAAAGUCAUUGACCGCAUUCUCUACAAGCUGGAUGAUCUGGUCAGACCUUACGUGCACAAGAUCCUGGUGGUGAUUGAGCCACUGCUGAUUGAUGAAGAUUACUACGCCAGAGUGGAAGGCAGAGAGAUCAUAUCCAACUUGGCAAAGGCUGCAGGUUUGGCGACUAUGAUCUCCACAAUGCGACCUGAUAUUGACAACAUGGAUGAGUACGUCAGAAACACCACAGCUAGGGCCUUCGCUGUGGUGGCUUCUGCCCUCGGCAUUCCCUCUCUGCUGCCCUUCCUCAAAGCCGUGUGCAAAAGCAAGAAGUCCUGGCAGGCCCGGCACACAGGAAUCAAAAUUGUGCAGCAGAUCGCCAUCCUCAUGGGCUGUGCCAUUUUACCCCAUCUCCGCAGCUUGGUUGAGAUCAUUGAACACGGUCUGGUUGAUGAACAACAGAAAGUGAGGACCAUCAGUGCUCUGGCUAUCGCUGCUCUUGCUGAAGCUGCCACUCCUUAUGGUAUCGAAUCCUUUGACUCCGUCCUCAAGCCCCUCUGGAAGGGUAUCAGGCAACACAGAGGAAAGGGUUUGGCUGCCUUCCUUAAAGCUAUCGGCUACCUGAUCCCUCUGAUGGAUGCCGAGUAUGCCAACUACUACACCAGGGAGGUGAUGUUGAUCCUUAUCAGAGAGUUCCAGUCCCCUGAUGAAGAAAUGAAGAAGAUUGUGCUCAAGGUGGUGAAGCAGUGCUGCGGUACUGAUGGUGUGGAAGCAAACUACAUUAAGACGGAGAUCCUGCCUCCCUUCUUUAAGCACUUUUGGCAGCACAGGAUGGCGCUGGACAGACGUAACUACAGACAGCUGGUGGACACCACAGUGGAGCUGGCCAACAAGGUUGGAGCCGCAGAAAUUAUUUCCCGCAUCGUAGAUGACCUGAAAGAUGAAGCUGAGCAGUACAGGAAGAUGGUGAUGGAAACGAUUGAGAAAAUCAUGGGCAACUUGGGCGCAGCAGACAUUGACCACAAACUUGAGGAGCAGUUGAUCGACGGCAUCCUUUAUGCCUUCCAGGAGCAGACGACAGAGGACUCUGUGAUGCUGAAUGGUUUCGGUACGGUCGUAAACGCCCUCGGGAAGCGUGUGAAGCCAUACCUGCCGCAGAUCUGCGGUACUGUGCUGUGGCGUAUGAACAACAAGUCUGCUAAGGUUCGUCAGCAGGCUGCAGAUCUGAUCUCCCGCACUGCUGUGGUGAUGAAGACCUGCCAGGAGGAAAAACUGAUGGGUCACUUGGGUGUAGUGCUGUACGAGUACCUGGGAGAGGAGUACCCAGAAGUGCUGGGUAGCAUUUUGGGAGCGCUGAAGGCCAUCGUUAAUGUCAUCGGUAUGCUUAAGAUGACGCCUCCGAUCAAAGACCUGCUUCCUCGAUUGACCCCCAUCCUGAAGAACAGACAUGAGAAAGUGCAGGAAAAUUGUAUCGACCUGGUUGGCAGAAUUGCUGACAGAGGUGCAGAAUAUGUGUCAGCCAGGGAGUGGAUGAGAAUUUGUUUUGAGCUGCUGGAGUUGCUCAAAGCUCACAAAAAGGCCAUCCGUCGAGCCACUGUCAACACAUUCGGUUACAUCGCCAAGGCUAUUGGACCUCAUGAUGUCUUGGCCACUCUGCUGAAUAACCUGAAGGUCCAAGAGCGUCAGAACAGAGUCUGCACAACUGUCGCUAUCGCCAUCGUGGCUGAGACCUGUUCACCGUUCACAGUCCUCCCCGCCCUCAUGAAUGAGUACAGAGUCCCAGAGCUCAAUGUGCAGAAUGGCGUGCUCAAGUCCUUGUCCUUCCUGUUUGAAUAUAUUGGAGAGAUGGGCAAAGACUACAUCUACGCAGUCACACCUCUGCUGGAGGACGCGCUCAUGGACAGAGACCUGGUCCACAGACAGACAGCGAGUGCAGUGGUCCAGCAUAUGUCACUGGGCGUCUAUGGCUUUGGAUGCGAAGACUCGCUCAACCAUCUCCUGAACUACGUAUGGCCCAACGUGUUUGAGACGUCCCCACACGUCAUCCAGGCUGUCAUGGGGGCUCUGGAGGGUCUGAGGGUCGCCAUCGGGCCCUGUCGAAUGCUUCAGUACUGCCUACAGGGAUUGUUCCAUCCAGCCAGAAAAGUCAGAGACGUCUACUGGAAGAUCUAUAACUCCAUCUACAUCGGCUCCCAGGACGCCCUCAUCGCGCACUACCCGCAGGUCUACAACGAUGAGAAGAACAUGUAUGUCCGCUACGAGCUGGAGUACGUACUGUAAAUGUGCUCUGAGGUUUUCUUCAUCUAGUCCAGAACCAUUUUAGCCAGCAGAUUCAAUUUUUGUAUUGUCAUUAAGAGGUGAAUUCAUCCUGUCCUUAAUCGAGAACUCAACAAAUAAGCAAAGUGACAGAAACUGUGCAUUCUAUAUGUAUUUUAUUUUUCUUUUUUACGUUGUUUGGAGGCUGGAAGGAGCAAGGCCGGAAAUUGUGGAGAUGUUUUAAGGAUUUGUAAUUGUGUCCUUGUGAUCUGAAACGCUUCAAUCUCAUUUCCCACCUUCUGAUUAGACUUUUAUUUAACCAAAAUAAAAUGUUUGUGUAUA
Messenger RNA from Synchiropus splendidus (mandarinfish), 4381 nucleotides. RefSeq names its product splicing factor 3b, subunit 1 (gene sf3b1). Bases 587 to 4063 code for a protein of 1158 amino acids. NCBI's taxonomy places the organism in Eukaryota, Metazoa, Chordata, Actinopteri, Syngnathiformes, Callionymidae. The record is from RefSeq and is a predicted model, not a curated record. The transcript has 20 exons. Gene Ontology annotation, cellular component: U2-type prespliceosome; U2 snRNP; U12-type spliceosomal complex. Gene Ontology annotation, biological process: spliceosomal complex assembly. Gene Ontology annotation, molecular function: mRNA binding.